Messenger RNA from Motacilla alba alba, 9310 nucleotides. It is a transcript of the gene PTBP3, whose product is annotated as polypyrimidine tract binding protein 3. The record is from RefSeq and is a predicted model, not a curated record. Gene Ontology annotation, biological process: regulation of RNA splicing; mRNA processing. Gene Ontology annotation, cellular component: nucleus. Gene Ontology annotation, molecular function: mRNA binding. The transcript is spliced from 16 exons. The coding region runs from base 1901 to 3451 and encodes 516 amino acids. Lineage: Eukaryota; Metazoa; Chordata; Aves; Passeriformes; Motacillidae.
GGGCGUGCGGGUCUCGCUUCCGUUCCCUUCCUCUUUCUUUUUCUCUGUUUUUCUCCCAGGGCGGCCGGCGUCGCGUUUUCCGCACGGCCGUGGCCAGGGCCGGUUUCCUGCCCCGCGGGGGCCGCGGCUGCGGGCCGGGAUGCGCCGGGAAGCGCCGUUCCGCGGGGCUGGACGCGCUGCCGUCCCUUCGCCGGGCGGAGGUGUCGGCCGCCGCUCGGGGCCUGUGGUUGCCCGGGUUUUAAACUUUAUUACGGAGUUACCCCUGCUAAGGUGGCAAAAGAAUCCUUUGGCGCUCGGGUUUCUUAGCGGUGGAUCGCGAUGAGUUUUUGGGUAUUUGCGGUUUCACGUGGUAGUUGAAGUUUAGUACCCCGAGUCUGGGGGGUGCGUGUCUUUAGCAGGGAAAACGUGAAGCCGCUGCUAUUCGCCUUGUCGCUGGUGCCUGUUGGAAGUGGAUAUGUGGAAGGGAGCUGAUUGACAUCUAUUCUGUGGAGUUAAUCAAUAAUCAGAAUGGUUAUUCAUGUAAUGCGUUUUUAUAGACCUUACUGAAAGCCUUGACUGUGCAGCAGAUUGUUACAGGGAUGAAGUUUCUACAGCAUUGUAGUCCUCAGAAGAUUAAAAUAUUUUAAACAAGUCUGAAUUACUGUGCUCCCGCUGCUGGGAUAGUGUGAUGACAGCUGUAUGUCUUGAUAAAGUUUCUCAACUUGAAACUAAGUAAUAAACCCAAGUUCAUCGUGUGUACUGCUAACUUCCCUGGCUGCUUUUUAAGUGAAAAUUUGAUUGCUGAUAUUUUUCCUUUACCUCUUGAUGUUUCAAAAUCCAAAGUCUGGGUAGCUUGGCCAUGGCGGGAAAUUCAGCUGCGCCAGGAAACUAACCAUGCCUAGUGUUUAUUUUUUUCAUUGUAGCCAUAUGCAGAGGUGAAAAUAGAAAUGUUCAUAGAAGUCAGCACUUCCAACUUCACGCAAAGGUGUACACGUUACGCUAACUUAAACUUGUGUCCUGCGUGUCGGUGACAUAUAAGACCUUUGCUGUUCUUAAAAUCUAGGUAUUCUGAUACAGAAGUUAAGGCUUCUUUUUCCCUAGUGAUUCAAAAAACUUCCUGGCAUCUUUUAACACACUGUGGUAGUAGAAGCCUUUGUAGGGAGACCUGUUGAUGAGAACAGUCUUUUAUAAAUGCUGAUUAUUCAAACAGCAAACAGUCUUAAGAGGUAGCUUUUUUGAAAAAAUUAAAAAUUAUACUGAGUAAUUCUGCUAUGAUCAGCAUUUUUUCCAAUUUGCUUUAAAAGUGCGUGUUGCAAAAUUUUGAGAGAAGACUAAGAAAGUUCUCACUGGAGGGAGAAUAUUUUUUUUUAAUUAGUCAAAUGUGCUUGUGGAGGAACUUGUAAUUUUGUUUUUCUUGUGUUCUAUUUGAGAAUACAGGGUUUUAUUUUGUUUUUUUUCUCUUAAGUUGUGGAAUUGCUAUCUAAUGUGGGUCUAUUCCUAUGCUGUCAUACAACUAGUAUGAUGACCUCUUAUCCCAAGUAUUUUUUAAAAAUUUUCAUAAAGGUUUUAUUAUUUCAGUUCAGAAAGGAGGGAAGAAGAGUCAUGUCUCAGUUUGUGUACUGCCCUGAAAUACUAAUAUAGGGCAUUUAAUUAAAAAAAAAAAAGUAAAAGAAGAAAAAUUACAUUUCCAUGCUGCUUUAAUACAGAAAUGAAACAGAGGCAUCAAUUUCUUUCUGUGGAAUGCUGAGGCUAAUUUAGAUCCAAACCUUAUAUUUAAUAAAGCAUGUGAAAGUUGUUCCUGUUUCUUCAGGUCUGUGGAUGUGAGCUUUACAUUGGAGUUAGAGGCAGCAUUUUUGACCCUCUUUGCAGAGUGGUGUGGUCCUGACAAGCUGCUUCUGGUGUCAGUAACAGACCUUCUACCAUGAGCAAUUCUACUUCAGCUACAGAUAAUGAGAAGAAAAAAAGUAAAGGAAAAAGAUCGCCAUGUUCCCCUUCACGUGUCCUUCAUAUUCGUCAAAUUCCAAAUGAUGUUACUGGAGCAGAAGUUGUUUCAUUAGGUCUCCCUUUUGGCAAAGUAACCAAUCUCUUGAUGCUAAGAGGAAAAGGUCAGGCAUUUUUGGAAAUGGCUUCCGUAGAUGCUGCUGUUUCUAUGGUGAACUACUACACUCCUGCUACACCUCACCUCCACAAUCAGCCAGUUUAUAUUCAGUAUUCCAAUUACAAGGAACUUAGGACUGACAAUCAACAUAAUCAGGUUAGACCCCAACCUGCACCGCAAUGUGCGAAUGCUGUGCAGCAUGGAAACCUGGGUAUUACAAGUCCUCUUGCUGCUGAAGGUGGGGUCCUUCCAAGUCAUGGUUCUGUUCUUCGAAUCGUUGUUGAAAAUGUUUUUUGCCCUGUCACUUUAGACAUACUGUAUCAGAUUUUCUCUAAAUUUGGCUUUGUCCUGAAGAUUGUCAUGUUCCAUAAAAACAAUCAAUUUCAAGCUCUGCUCCAAUAUGCUGAUGCAAUGAAUGCAUAUUAUGCCAAAAUGUCUCUGGAUGGUCAUUGUAUCUACACUGGCUGCUGCACUCUGCAUAUUGAUUUCUCCAAGCUAACUAACCUGACGGUGAAGUACAACAAUGACAAAAGUAGAGAUUUCACUCGCAUUGACCUUCCUUUUGGUGAUGGCCAACGAACCAUGGAGACAUCCUUAUCUACUCCCUUUGCCACCCAAAAUACCGUAUUUCCAUCAUAUACAGGGCCUCCUGGGUUUGCCCCAGCCUUGGGCUUUCCUCAGGGAGCAGGUCCUUCUGUUCUGCCUGUUCCUGGAGCACUUGGUCCUCUCACGGUCACCACAUCAGCAGCGCCUGGACACAUGACUAUUCCUGGUAUUCCAGGAAACUCUGUUUUACUAGUCAGCAACCUCAACCCUGAAGCCAUCACACCUUAUGGACUUUUCAUCCUGUUUGGUGUGUAUGGUGAUGUGCAUCGUGUGAAAAUCAUGUUUAAGAAAAGAGGAAUUGCUUUGGUUCAGAUGGCAGAUGCAACCCAAGCUCAAUUAGCUAUCAACUACUUGAACGGACAGAGGCUUUAUGGAAGGGUCAUGCAUGCUACUCUUUCAAAAUAUCAGACAAUUCAACUUCCUCGUGAGGGACAAGAGGACAAAGGUCUGACAAAGGACUAUAGCAAUAGCCCUUUACAUCGCUUUAAGAAUCCCUGCUCUAAGAAUUUCCAAAAUAUCUUUCCUCCAUCUGCAACCUUGCAUCUGUCCAACAUCCCGCCCUCUGUUACUGUUGAUGAUUUGAAGAACCUUUUUACAAGUAAAGGAUCUACUGUGAAAGGCUUCAAAUUUUUCCAGAAAGAUUGCAAAAUGGCUCUUAUCCAGCUGGGCUCUGUGGAAGAAGCAGUUCAUGCUCUCAUUGAGCUUCACAAUCAUGACUUUGGAGAAAAUCAACAUCUGAGAGUUUCCUUCUCAAAAUCUUCAAUCUGAUUUUUCUGUGAAUUUUCCCUUUAGGGCUGCAUAAUAGUUUUAGUAACAUCUUCAAAUAGAGACUGAGACAGCUGUGACCAGCUCUGUCUCUUAAAAGAAAAACCUCAUUCAUACACAAAGAAUUAAGUGAUGAUUUUCUCUGAUUCUAGUUGCAAUUAUGUCAUCCAUAGAAAGAUUCUUCUGUGAAAUCAUUCUAGCAACAAUAUUUAUCAUCAAAUUUCCUACUUGUUUUAUGUUUUGAGACCAUCCUUUCAGCUUUUGUUUGAAAUCAGCCUUACAAAACAAUUUAAAGUGCUUUUACAAUGUAUCAAAUGAGUAUGUUUAAUGAAAAGGUAAACCUACUCUGUGCAGACUAAACACUUAUUUGAAUGUGAAAUAGUGCCUGGGUUUCUUGAAGAAAAGCAAACAGUAACUGUGAGUAUCCUCUAAAUAGUAUUUAUGUUACCAAGGUGUGUGUUCAUACUUUGGCAAAUAUUUACAAAUAACUUGUUUAUAAAAAUAAAAAGUCUGUGCUGUUCUUAUAGAUUAAAUUAUUAGAGAAAAGGCAGUGCCUUCUCUCUGUAGAAUAAAAGUAGUUGACAAGUUUCUUCAAGGUGUGGUAUUGGAGAAUUAGUUUGACUUGAUUGUGGGUUGGAAGUUUGAUGUCCUAUUUCUACUAUGAAGGAAUGUGUACCUUGGAGAAAAUAAAACAAGAAAAUGGUCUUGAUUUAAAAUACUUUUUUUUUUACAUUUCUCUAAAUAAUUAAAUGUUUGCAAUCUUAUGGAAAAUAUUCAGGUCUGUGAUGGUUUCUCAAGUUUUUAAGAUGUUAUUUUUGCUAUAAGGUCAUCUUUCAGGGCAGAAAAAUUAAACCUUGAGGUUUUUUACCACUCUACAGUCUAAUACUUGUAUUUGCCUAAUUUCUUAUUUUGUGCCUUACUAUAUGUGUAUGAAUAGAUUAGAGUGUUACCUGAAGUAUCUUGCAAAAAAUAUUGUGGGCUUUGUGAAAAUUCUCCUCUUGGUCUUUUUGUAAAUGUUUUCCAAGAUAAUUCAAGAUAUAUUUUUUCAUUAAUUAAUAUUUUGAAUUCUAGUUUCUUGUGUUUUCUUAUGGAGAUUGGAUGUAGAUGGGAAUGAGGUUUCAUUUGUUGUGAAAUUACACAGGGAUUCUCUAAAUUUACCUAGUUGCACUUCUCUGAUGGUAGUUCUUCACUGAUAAAAAAUUCAUACCCAGAAAAAAUACACUAAAAACCAAACAAACCUAUAUAGGAGGGCCAGACAGCAAAUCCAGUUAGUUUUCUGGACUUCAUCUGACUUUUUGAGAGAUACUGACUGUAUCAGAAUAUUCUUGCAGGUUUCUGCAUUUCUUUUAUUUUUAAUACUUUACAGUAUUAAAGUAAUAGAAUACUAUCAUUCUUUCCUUUGUAAGUAUGAAAAAAUGUUUGAUACUGAAUCUUGAUUCCUCUUUGGGGAAUGAGCUGAGAUGCAGUUAGGUUUUGCCAUGAGUGUACAGAUGAAUACUAAUGACUUUUGAUUGUAUUUUAAAAAGCUAAAUUUCAUCUUAAGAGCUUUUUUUUCCUCCUAGUAUUUUCUUUCACAUAAAUUAAUUAAAAAUUCAUUUAAUUUUACUUAUCACAUUUUAAUGACCUAUUUCUUUCAAACAUGGCAUUCAUUUACUUCUAACUAUUGCAGAAUCUGUUUCUGCUGUAAUGUUUUGCCACUCAUAAUUGGUUUUGUUCAUCUGAAUUAUAUGACUUUAUCUUUGAAGAAAGAGUAUGUUUCUACUAUAUUCAGAGUACGAGCUGAGUAUUCUGUAGUGAGCUUUUCUAAUUUUUCUCUUUGAAUUAUUUUUGCAAAAUCAGCCUUAUAGUAGCUUGCCAGAUACCACCUUGAUCUGUGUAAAUUGAUUACAGGUGUAUUAAGGAAACCUCCCUGCCCAACCAUCGGGGAGCCAUUCUGGCAGUCACUCUUGCACCACUUGAGCUGGAACUAAGGCUCUUCCCAGUUACAGCCCCCACAUUCCCACAGUCAGAACAGGUUUCCUUACUGGGCUGACCCCAGGUUUCCCAUAGCAGUCUCAGGCAUCCCAGCCAUUAAAAUAAUUUCAUCACAGCACAAUAACAAACUAACAGCUCAGGCUGGCAUCUCUGAGGAGGGACCCAGAACAAAGGAAGCCCUGGGCUUUUAUCCCCUCACCAGUCUAAGCCUGGGAAGGUCUGGGAUCAUCGGCUCCUGCCGUGUCCCAGUGUCCGGUCCCUGGCUGGGCCACAGGUCCCCGGGCCCUUGUGUGCCCAGGGUCAGCUCUUCAAGGCCUCUUUGCCUGGGCUCCCCCAGCCUGAGCUCAACCUGCAGCUCCCACUGCAGCUGCACCCCGAGAUACCUCAGUGACCGUGUUCCUCAACAAUCGCAGCCAAUCUGACUGCCCAGAUGUAGCUAUCUUUACAACACAACUGUAUAAAUAUGCAGAAUGUACUAUGUACUGGAAAGUUCAAUUGGCUUAGGAAAAAUAUUCCCCUAAGAGAUGUUAUCUUUUGGAUUUCACAGAAUCACAGAAUAGUGUGGGUUGAUCUUCAUGAAGUUCUCACUGUCUCGCUGCUCAGUCUUUCCAGAUCCUUCUGGGUGGUGUCUUUUCUUUCCAGGUGUGCUGACUGCACCACACAGCUUGAUGUUGUCAGCAGACUUGCAGAGGGUGCAAUUGAUUCCACUGUCCAUGUCACCAACAAGGCUCUUUACCAGCUCUGGUACCCGUGCUUAUCCUUACAGAACACUGCUCAUUAUUGGUCUCCACUUGGACUUCAAGCUGUUGACCACAACUCUUUGAAUGCGGCCAUCCAGCCAUUUCCUUUUCCAGCUAGAGGUCCACUCAUCAAAUACAUGUCUCCAGUUUAGAAACAAGGAAGUUUUGUGAGACAGUAUCAUGCUUUGCAGAAGUCCUGGUAGAUGACAUCAGUUGCUCUUUUCUUACCUACUAUUGCUGUAACUCCAUUGUAAAAGGCCAUUAAAUCUGUCAGGCAUGAUUUGGCUUCAGUGAAUCCAUCUACUUCAUAAUCUUACUGGGAAGCAAGGUGGCACUUCCAGACUUAUAGUUCCUUGGGUCUUUCUUAUUUCCCUUUUUACAAAUGUGGGCUGUAUUUCCCCUUUCCAAGAAAAGCUUUAGCUUUCACAGUUUCAUAGACAUGGGCUGCUCAGAAAACCUCUUUUCCUCACAGGCUACAUGUUACUUCCAUUCUCUGUAGCCUUUCUUUUAGUGUUUGAGUUCAUCCAGUAGUUCCUUGUUCAUCUAACACCAUUUUGACAUUUUUGCCUGACUUCCUCUUUGUUGGGAUAAUCACUCCUGAGCUUGGAGAAGGUGAUCCUCUAAUACCAUCUAGCUUUCCUGGGUCCCUCUUUCCUCCAGGGCUUUAUCCCAUGAUACUAUAUGAGGCAGAUCCAUGAGGACACCAAAGGCUGUCUGCUGAAGUCCAGGGUAGUGAGCUUUCUGUGCACCUUCCUUGCUGACCUAAGGAUCUCAAACUCCUUUUCGUGGUCCUUGCAGUCAAGGCUGCCCUCGAGCUUCACAUUUCCCACCAGCCCCUCCUUGUUAGGAAAAAAAGAUCCAGCAUAGCACCUCCUCUCCUUGGCUCCUCCAUCAAUUGAGGAAGGAAGGUAUCAUCAAUGCAUUCCAGGAAGCUUUUCAAUUGUUUAUGUGCUGCUGUGUUGACAGAUAUUAGGGUGGUUGAAGUUCUCUGUAAGAAACAAGGUUUGUGUGUGUGAGGCUGCUCUUCUCUGUAAGGGGCCUCAUCUUCUCUGUCUUCCUGGUCAGACAAUCUGUAGCAGACCCCUACUGUAAAGCCACCUUCCCUUGCCUGCCUUUUAUCCUGACCCAAUAACUCUCAGUCAGCUCCUCAUCCAUCCCCAGGUGAGGCUCCAUGAUCUCCAGCUGGUCAUUAACAUAGAGGGCAACACCACCUCCUUGUCUACCCUUCCAGUCUUUCCUGAAGAGCCUAUAGCCUUCCAUUCCAGCCAUCUACUCUUUGGAGCCAUCUCACUAUGAGUCCAUGACAUACCAAUGAGGUCAUAGGCAUGCCCACAGGUCUAACUCUGCUUGUUUAUUCCCCUUCUUAUGUCCUCUUGCAUAGAUGCUUUGGAGUUGAGACCCUAAUGAAGGUGAUUUACUGGCUGGAGUAGGUGGAAUUCCUUUGUGUUGUUCUUCUGGUGCUUUUCUGCUGACCUGUGACCCCUCUUCAGGCUCUGGACAUCUAUUGCUGGUACUGGCACCAAAUUGAUAGGAGUGGAAUGUGUCAGGACCCAUCCCCGUAUGGCCACCAAUUGUUGGCGUUGGUGCUUGGCACCAAUUGAUGGUGGAUGGAAACUGACUGUCAUUGCCAGUUUGUUAUCUUACUGUAAAAUUUUCAUACCUCCUCUCUGUGUGUUCCCAUGGGCAGCUUCUCACAACACUGACUCCUUUCCUCUUCCUUCUGCAUGACUGCCUGACCCUUACUGCUCAGCACAGCCAACAGACUCCAGCUCUCCUCUCAAGCAGCUAACUCAUUCUUUUGUAACACCCAUUCUUAUUGGACAUAGCUGUGCCCUAUUAAGGGCAGGGCUGUUCCUACUCUUUGGUAAUUAGUACAGCUGCAACUCCUCAGGGGUGAGAUUGCCUUCAGUAUAUCUCUAUUCUCCUACAAUGCGUCCUCCCACAGGGAUGGACUGAAGUUCCUUUUCCCCUGGCAUCGUUAGUUUAAAGCACUUCUCACCAGCUUGGCAAGCUGGUGGUAGAAGAUGCUCUUCCCCUCUUCUGACAGAUGGACCCUGUCAGCCCUCAGUAGACACAGUUUCUGAAAGCAAGUCCCAUGGUCAAAGCAGCCAAACCGUGGCUGAGACACAGCCCCAGAAGCAUUUGUUGAUUCACCAGAUUUGACUGGCCCUUUAAAACACCUUUCCUUUGGCUGUGAGCAUUGAUGAAAAGACUGCCUGUGGAAUAUUAAAAAAAUUUUAACCUAGAAAAAUCUGAAUGUUGGUAUUUAUUAUGUUCACUUUCUGGUUUUGUGAUACAAGUGUAUCUUUUUUGAUUCACAUUUAUUGUUCUGUUUUUGCAACCAAAUUAUUCUUGCCAACAUACUUUUAGAUUUGUGUGUGUCUGAAAGAUGCUGCCUCUUAGGGAAAUCUGCUUUUACAAGAUAUGCAGAUAAGCUUUCAAACUUGACAGUACACCUUAACAUUUGCUUAGCAGUGUGAAGGCACUAGUUAAGGCUACUUUUUCCCUUUUAGUGUUCCACCUUGAAUAAUUGAAAGCAUAAACAUAACACCUUAGUUAUUACAAUGCAUUGUUAGGGAAGAAUCAUGGCAGAAGGAUUACAUUUUAUACUUUGUGCUUGACUCAGUAGUGGCUGGUGCAGAAACACAGCUGCAUCUCAGUUCUUGAUUCUCUAAAGCUUUUGAUAUCUGUGAAAAGAGCAAGAUUUGGGAAAGAAUGAUAUUCUACAGUCUCAUGGUGAUGUGGAUGGAAUGGGACCUCCAAAGGCCUUAGUCCUACCUUUCAGUCAGACUAUAGAUAGCUUCAAGCAGUUACUUAAAGAAUCAUCAUGUAAUUUAAAAACAAAAUCAAAUGGAACAAAUUCUCUGUUCUUUGCUGUUCUGUUUGGUGGUCCUCACUGUGAAUUUGCUUCUUUAAUAUGUAACUAGGCUUUAAACAUACUACAUUCUAUGUCUUUUGCUUUUUUCCCUGUUGCUUGUGUAACUCUGAAGAGGAUUCUGGCUUCAUCUUCUCUAUACUGUGGCCUUAAGCUGUUAAUGAUACGUUUAUAAUUUCUUUAACAUAUGUUAUUAAUUUCUAUUUGUGAAGUAUCUGGUAAUGUGCACAGUUUAAGCUGGAAUUUGGGCACGUGGUGGGAUUCUUUGGGGCU